AAAUUGAUUGAAAUUUGAUGUUUCACGUGAAUUCAGUAAAAAAAAGUGCCAAAAAAACGUUUGUAUCUCUAAAACUCUCUUGGAUUUUGAAGUUGAUAUAUUUGAUUUGAGAAUUUUAAAAAAAAUUUAAGAUGAUUUCCACGUGUUACAAUCCGUCUUUUCGAUCUAGAAGUUGAUAUUUGAUUUUAUUAGAGUUUGUAAACAAAAUUAAGGAUGAUCUCCACGGGUUACAAACAUCUUUUCAAUUCUAUUUUAAUCGAAUUCAUGCACGUAUUAAUGUUGUUCAAGAACAAUAUUUCUGUACGUAUUUUAUUACAAGAAAGAAGAUGGGUGUGAUAUAAACUCAUCACCUAGAAAACUCAUAAUAGCUCAAUCCUUGCCAUUAACUUCACCAAAAUAAAAAAUAAUAAUAAUAAUAAUCAAAUAAAUAGUGGGAGAAAGAAAUCCGAGGCCUAAUCAACCUAAGAAGGGAAGAAACGACGGGAAAGAGAAAAGGGCAGAAGUACUAGUAAGGUACCGAGCUUUGGUCUUUUGCGCGUGUCCCAUUCUCUUCUCCAUUCUGCCUUAAAAUUAUUGUAAGAAAACCUAAAUUCAUAAAUCUAACAUAUAAGUAUGGAAGAGAAACUAUGGAAUGACAAACGUGAAAGAGAAAUGUAUGAGAAUUUCGCUGAGCUUUUCGCGAUUAUAAAGGCGACCGAGAAACUGGAAAGGGCAUAUGUUCGUGAUGUUCUGUCGCCUGCAGAGUAUGAAACUGAAUGCCAAAAGCUGAUUAACCAGUUCAAAACACUGUCGACAUCAUUGAAAGAUACUGUCCCUAGUAUUGAGCGAUUUCACGACACUUAUAAGAUGGAUUGCCCUGCUGCCCUUAAACGUCUUGUUUCUGGGGUGCCCGCAACAGUUGAACAUCGCAAUGUUCUGUCGGCCACUACUUCUGCUGCCAUAGUUGCAGAAUGUGUCCAGAACUUCAUUACGGCGAUGGACUCCUUGAAGCUGAAUAUGGUUGCAGUUGAUCAGGUACACCCGCUAUUAUCGGAUCUCUCAGCUUCACUCAAUAAACUUUCAAUUCUGCCACAUGAUUUUGAGGGCAAGACCAAGAUGAGAGAGUGGAUAGCAAGGUUGUCGAAGAUGGGUGCUGCGGAUGAGUUGACUGAGCAGCUGGCUCGGCAGCUUCACUUUGACCUGGAGUCUUCUUACAAUUCAUUCAUGGCAGCGUUGCCUACUGCCGGAACUUAGUUUUGACAUAUGCGAAUAUUGUAAAUAAAGUUACCUUUUGCUGCUUACUAACCUCAUUUUGGUUCUAAAAAAAGCCUUAUUAGCUGUCGGGUGUUAUUGAUUGGUGUUCUGAAGCUGGUAUUUUGUAAGGAUGUUUGCUGGGGGUUUUAAGUUUUUUAUUUUUAUUUUUUUUUAAAAAAUAGAGUUAGAAACUUAAAACUUAAUAUUAUGCUUAUUAAUUUUUUCCCAUUUAAAGC
Messenger RNA from Oldenlandia corymbosa var. corymbosa, 1469 nucleotides. Lineage: Eukaryota; Viridiplantae; Streptophyta; Magnoliopsida; Gentianales; Rubiaceae. The record is from the annotation of a GenBank genome assembly.